AUGUCAUCUCGUUGGGGUCGAAAGAGGUGUGCUCGAUUAUGCUCGCCACCACCAUUCGCGCCACGACCCAGAGCAUGUUUAGAUAGUCUUGAGAUACCAUUUCAAACACCUCUCGUCCUUCGUCACUUACCACCAUCAAAGGUACCACCCUGUUACAUUCGACCACCACAGCCUCAAUGCGCAAGAGGUAUUGUAUGCCAUUGUGCAGACCAAAAUUACUGCACCGCUGAAACCUGUAGGAGUCCAUCGAGAUGCUGUCAAUCUGAUAAUCUAUACUGCUUGUAUGGCAACAAAGAGAAUGAUGAAGACAGUGUAUGUCAAAGACGAUGCCGUUACCAGGAAGGUGAUGAAGAUUCUAGUGCUAAAGACAGUGAAGAUGAUAGAAGUUCCACACGCUCGAAUCAUGAAUAUGGACUGGACAAAGACGAUGGAUCAGAUGAUAAUCUGGGCGAUAAACUAUCAAAUACAUCUGAAAUACCACACGAAGCAGAAGAUAAUGAACAAAAUAAACUAAGUAACGACACACUACGAGAUAGAAAUGGGGUGAGUUUAAUGGAAGCAACAUCUGGUAUAAAGAAUGUGGGAAAUACAAAGAAGAAUAAUAAACAAGAGGUACAUUGCAUGACCAGUUUUAAUAGAGAUAUGCAGGUAAGUAUGCAGACUCGUACAUUUGGUAAAAGGACACGUGAUGCGUCGAAUACUGCGAGCCCAGAGGUUCGUUAUGGUGGGAAUAAUGUACAAAGCGCGGGAAGUUUAACAGAUGUAACACAAUUUGAUGCAAAUAGACAAGCUGAUACAAGUUUGAGACAAAGCUGUUGUUCUAAUUCUCAACGGAAUAACAUUGAAGAUGGAUAUGAAGAGGAUGAUGAUGAUGAUGAGAGAUUAAAUGAUGAAACUCUAAAUUCAUGCUGUCGACCUGGAUAUGGUUAUCCUCAGUCAAACCCACCUUUACCUCAAGCUGAUUUUACAUGUCCUCAAAGUAGGGCUUUCAACGACGAUUUCAAUGAAUCUGAUGCUGAUGAAUAUUUCUCUAAACCAUCAGGAAAUUCAAAUACAAAAAACCCCAAAACUAGCACACCUCUACGAAUUAAUGAUCCUGAAUCGAAUGUCGAAAGCUUAUGCAUAAAGGAUUCUCUAGACAUUUUGCAACAAGAAAAUAAACAACACCGUAAUCCAUCCGCAAAUAUUAUGGAUCAUUCUAAUUUUAAUCAAAAUUAUUUAUAUUCACAAGAUAAAUCUAAUAUUUCCAAAAGGGAGCCAUCGCCUAAAAAUCAAACUGAAGAAUCUGGUUUUUGCGUUAAAGGCGUUGGAUGGAAGUGUCCGGCUUUAAGUGAGUUAAAAUCAUCAUCUCUUAAUCAUGUACCAUCCAGAGGAUCCCAAUCUCCAAACAAAAACGUUCCUCGCCGUUACAGCAGUAGCCAGAUAAGUCAGGUGAGGUUCGAUAGAAAUGUUACAGAAAAUUUUGAUGAUAGUCCUAUUGAAAAGCAGAAUUCUAAUAGUAGAAGAAUAUCUCCAAAGUCUCAGUCAUACAAAAAAUAUCCCACACAGUACACCGGUUACAUUCCGCGCAAAAGCAGUGCUCUAUCGAGUCUGCCUUGCGAAGGCUGUUCGCAUGGUCCGCGACCAAAGCCCAAAAUUGAUAUAAGCUGCGUUUGUUCUGAUGAAAAGCAGAAAAUAACUAAAGCCGAUUGCACCAGAACUCCGUCCUGCAACUUCAAAGAUGGCACAACUUCAUGUGCUUCCAUAUCAUGCGUUGUUAACGCGAAUAGUGGCUGCGGAUGUUGCUAUCCGCCGUCGUUUUCAUAUUUGAGCUGCAGUGGAAACAUAAGCGGCACUUGUAACUGCAGGGAUAAAAGAUAA
This is a messenger RNA of Danaus chrysippus (African queen), 1860 nucleotides long. NCBI's taxonomy places the organism in Eukaryota, Metazoa, Arthropoda, Insecta, Lepidoptera, Nymphalidae. The record is from the annotation of a GenBank genome assembly.